AUGGCAGACUUUGAUAGAGUCCUAGGCAAUAUUUACGUGGGAUCCCUGCAACCUAUAAUAGAUCAUUACCCUUUAAGCGCCCAACUGAAUGUUACACAUAUUUUAUCAGCCAUAAAGUUCCAAAAGAUUCCGGAAUACCUGGUAAGAAAGAGCUACACUCUCAAAAAUAUUCCUGUGGACGAUGAUGAUACAACCGACAUUCUGCAAUACAUUGACGAAUGUAACAGAUUCAUCGACUUGUGUCUGUUUCCGGACGAAGUAGAACUGGAUCCCCGAAAAGUGGAUUUCAGGAAGAAGCCUCAGAGAGGAACAAUCUACAUCCAUUGUCACGCCGGAGUUUCUAGAUCGGCCGCAUUUGCAGUAGCGUACCUGAUGUACAGAUAUAGCCUGAACCUUAAGUCCGCUCUGUAUGCGUUGAAAAGAAGACGUCCCGCUGCUCAGCCAAAUGAUAACUUCAUGGAGCAGUUGAAGAUGUAUGAGAAUAUGGGUGGACGCUUCGUUGACUUCGACGAUCAGGCCUAUAAAGUUUGGAAACUGACGAACUCUAUAAAGCUAGGCGAAGGCGCUCAGCGGCUUUUAGCUAGCAGCGAAACGUUUGAGCAGGAUGAUAAAAAAAGACUGGAAAAACUGAAUGCCGAUGAUUUGGAUCGGGUCUCAGUCAUUCGAUGCAAGAAAUGUCGGCAAAAGCUCGCGCUUUCAACGUCUUUCAUUGCGCACGAACCCCCAAGCAAAGAAUCGUCUGAGGGUCAUUUCAUCAGGAGAGCGGCGGGAUCUCACAGAAUCAUCGAUAUAAAAAGAUCUCAAGACGUGUGCUCGCACUACUUUGUCGAGCCACUCAAUUGGAUGAAAGAGGAAUUGCAGAAGGAGCUGGAGCUGGAGGGCAAAUUUAUGUGCCCGAACUGUGCAUGCAAGGUUGGGGGUUACAAUUGGAAAGGCUCGCGUUGUAGUUGCGGUAAAUGGAUGGUACCAGCCAUACAUUUACAAAGUGCUAAAGUGGACAAAGUCAAGUUCAAUGCCGACGUGCUUCCCAAUAUGAUAUCUUUCGAUAGAACCUAG
This is a messenger RNA of Lachancea mirantina, 1056 nucleotides long. NCBI's taxonomy places the organism in Eukaryota, Fungi, Ascomycota, Saccharomycetes, Saccharomycetales, Saccharomycetaceae. The record is from the annotation of a GenBank genome assembly.